AUGGCAUCAGAUAUUCCUGGCUCGGUGGCCUUGCCAGUGGCUCCGAUGGCGAGCGGACAAGUGAGGAUGGCAGGAUCCAUGCCUUCCAGAGGAGGAAAGCGUCGCUCUGGAAUGGACUUUGAUGAUGAAGAUGGGGAGGGGCCCAGCAAAUUUUCAAGGGAGAAUCACAGUGAGAUCGAGAGGCGCAGGAGAAAUAAGAUGACACAGUACAUCACCGAGCUGUCGGACAUGGUGCCCACGUGCAGCGCCCUGGCUCGGAAGCCUGACAAGCUGACCAUUCUCCGCAUGGCUGUUUCCCACAUGAAAUCCAUGAGGGGCACUGGGAACAAAUCUACUGAUGGAGCUUACAAGCCUUCCUUUCUUACAGAACAGGAACUGAAGCACCUUAUCCUGGAGGCUGCAGAUGGGUUCCUGUUUGUAGUUGCAGCUGAGACAGGAAGAGUGAUCUAUGUAUCAGACUCUGUGACUCCUGUGCUAAACCAGCCUCAGUCUGAAUGGUUUGGCAGCACUCUGUACGAACAGGUUCAUCCAGACGACGUGGAAAAGCUGCGAGAGCAACUGUGUACAUCUGAGAACUCUAUGACAGGACGAAUCCUGGACUUGAAGACGGGGACAGUAAAGAAGGAAGGUCAGCAGUCCUCAAUGAGAAUGUGCAUGGGAUCCAGGCGCUCUUUCAUUUGCAGGAUGAGGUGUGGAAAUGCUCCUCUGGAUCAUUUACCUCUGAACAGAAUAACCACCAUGAGAAAAAGAUACAGGAAUGGCCUGGGCCCAGUGAAAGAAGGUGAAGCACAAUAUGCUGUUGUCCAUUGCACUGGCUAUAUCAAGGCUUGGCCACCAGCAGGAAUGACUAUACCAGAAGAAGAUGCUGAUGUGGGACAAGGUAGUAAAUACUGCCUCGUGGCAAUAGGAAGGCUUCAGGUGACCAGCUCUCCCGUGUGCAUGGACAUGAACGGCAUGUCAGUCCCCACGGAGUUCCUGUCCAGGCACAACUCUGAUGGAGUCAUCACCUUUGUGGACCCAAGGUGCAUCAGCGUCAUUGGCUACCAGCCCCAGGAUCUUCUGGGGAAAGAUAUUUUAGAAUUCUGCCAUCCUGAAGAUCAAAGCCAUUUGCGAGAGAGUUUCCAACAGGUGGUAAAACUGAAAGGUCAAGUCCUGUCUGUGAUGUAUCGUUUUCGCACCAAAAACCGGGAGUGGAUGCUGAUCAGAACCAGCAGCUUCACAUUUCAGAAUCCUUACUCUGAUGAGAUCGAAUACAUCAUCUGCACCAACACUAACGUUAAACAACUUCAGCAACAGCAAGCAGAACUCGAAGUACAUCAAAGAGAUGGGCUGUCAUCCUAUGACUUAUCUCAGGUGCCUGUUCCAAGUAUACCAGCUAAUGUUCACGAGGGUGGAAAGUCUGUGGAAAAGCCUGAUGCUAUCUUCUCCCAAGAGAGAGAUCCUAGAUUUGCUGAGAUGUUUGCUGGAAUAACUGCUUCAGAUAAAAAAAUGAUGGCCUCUGCAUCCACAGCGGGAAACCAGCAGCUUUACUCACAGGGAAGCCCAUUUCAGCCAGGACACUCGGGAAAAACUUUCAGUUCAUCUGUGGUGCAUGUGCCUGGUGUGAACGACAUCCAGUCUUCCUCCUCGACAGGCCAGAACCUGACACAGAUAUCCCGGCAGCUCAACCAGAGCCAGGUGGCCUGGACAGGAAAUCGCCCACCAUUUCCAGGACAGCAAAUUCCAUCUCAGUCUGGCAAGGCUCAGUCGUCUCCCUUUGGGAUUGGAACAAGUCACACCUACCCAGCUGAUCCAUCAUCCUACAGCCCCCUGUCCAGCCCAGCCACCUCUUCUCCAAGUGGGAAUGCCUACUCCAGCCUAGCAAACCGAAGUGCAGGCUUUGCUGAAGGUGGCCAGAGCAGUGGGCAGUUCCAGGGGAGACCUUCCGAAGUGUGGUCGCAGUGGCAGAGCCAACACCACAACCAGCAGAGCAGCGACCAGCACUCACACCCACAGCCCAACCAGACCGAGGUGUUCCAGGACAUGCUGCCGAUGCCGGGGGAUCCAACACAGGGCACUGGCAAUUACAACAUUGAAGAUUUUGCUGACCUGGGCAUGUUUCCACCUUUUUCCGAGUAG
Molecule: messenger RNA, 2118 nt
Organism: Cinclus cinclus
Lineage: Eukaryota; Metazoa; Chordata; Aves; Passeriformes; Cinclidae
Gene: ARNT2
Product: aryl hydrocarbon receptor nuclear translocator 2
Exons: 18
Coding region: 1-2118 (705 amino acids)
Biological process (GO): regulation of transcription by RNA polymerase II
Cellular component (GO): nucleus; cytoplasm; transcription regulator complex
Molecular function (GO): protein dimerization activity; DNA-binding transcription factor activity, RNA polymerase II-specific; RNA polymerase II cis-regulatory region sequence-specific DNA binding
Source: RefSeq, a predicted model, not a curated record